Molecule: messenger RNA, 1640 nt
Organism: Myripristis murdjan (pinecone soldierfish)
Lineage: Eukaryota; Metazoa; Chordata; Actinopteri; Holocentriformes; Holocentridae
Gene: pigc
Product: phosphatidylinositol glycan anchor biosynthesis, class C
Exons: 3
Coding region: 250-1146 (298 amino acids)
Biological process (GO): GPI anchor biosynthetic process
Cellular component (GO): membrane; glycosylphosphatidylinositol-N-acetylglucosaminyltransferase (GPI-GnT) complex
Source: RefSeq, a predicted model, not a curated record
CGUCGUACAUGCGUGGUUUGUCUGAUUUAAACGUAGCAUCAAAACCGGAAGCACCGACAGCUAACGUCACUGUCAACUUCGCACCGGUUUAACGAUAUCUGUCAAAUCUUUUCCUCUGUGUCUUCGUUUACAUGCAAUUAGCCGUGAUUUAAUUCUAAUUAUAACACGGUUGAAGGGGUCGUCAAAGUCACCCUUCCACGAAAUCCAUCACACAAUGGGCACAUUUCUUGGUAGCCAGCGAAAUAAGUGAUGGGGCCAGACAGCGCCCCAGGUCCAGCUGUGCCCUGGCAGAAGAUCCUGUGGGAGCGCCAGCCAUUCCCUGAUAACUAUGUGGACCAGCGGUUUCUGGAGGAGCUACGGAGAAAUGAGGGCAUCCGGCAGUACCGCUACUGGGCCAUGGUGAAAGAAGCAGGCUUGGUGGGGCAGCAGCUGUCCUGUGUGGCCAUUUUCAUUACCCUAUGGCUCUACAUGGAGCAGAGUCUGCUGUCCCCUGAGACUCUGCUAUGGACCAGCUUGCUCUGUGCCCUGCUGGGUUACGGACUGUACCAAGCCUUGAGCUCACCCGCAGAACCAGGCUGUGAGCCCCGGACGCGUCUUGCAGACCUGCAGAGUGCCACCAUCUUCCUUUCCUUCACGUUCGGCUUCUCGCCAGUUCUGAAGACGCUAACAGAAUCUGUGAGCACGGACACCGUGUAUGCCAUGUCGGCUCUAAUGCUGCUGGCCCACCUUGUGUCAUUCCCUUAUGCCCAGCCCUUCCCUCCAGGCAGCCUGUCCCUCAACGCGGCCCUGUUCGCCUCUGUGUGUUUAGCCUCCAGGUUGCCAGGCGCUCUGCACACCUUUGCCAUGCUCAGCUGUGCCCUGCUGGUGUUUGCCCUGUGGCCCUGCCUGCUGCACAGGAUCAAGGAGAAUGCCUCAAGCCAAUUUGCUGGGGUGUGUGUAGGGGUAUGUAUUGGAGGAGUGGUGGGUCUAGGGUCCCAGUGGCUGGGAGGAGCGGUACUUUUGGCCCUGGCCCUUGGGAGUGUUACCCUGCUUUGUCCCCUAUUGCUGAUCAGGCUGCAAAGACACAAGGACAACAUCCAUGGACCCUGGGAUGAGGCUGAGAUCCAGGAGGACCUCGGCCGCUUCCUCCACCACCAGACAGGAUGAAAUAUCAGGACGAACACAAAUUGAAGUAAAAGUAUUCCGUAUGGUUCAGUUGACUGUGUCGGCCUCUAGUAUUAUGUUGGUGCUGUAGAUCCAAAGAGACAAAUGCCAACUAUACUCUUGGCCCACAUCCCAGCUGGACAGCCAUGAUCCUUGUCAUUCUCAUCCAGAGAAUAUUAAGAUUUUUCCGAACUUAAAGCUGCUGCUAUGUUUAAAGUUUUAACACUGGGACUUGAAUGGGAAGGUGUCGACUAUUGUGCAAUGCUGUCUAACAUUGAAUAUGGUGAUUCUAUAUCAGUGGUUUUAUUAAUCUGCGGGGUUAUUUUGUGGAUAUUUUAUGUAGGAUGUUGUGUGUGGAUGGAUGAUUGAAUGGAUGUUUAACAUCGCUUGAUUCUGACCAAGGGCUCUAAUUCCAUUGCCAAAUAUGUUGAAAUAAAAUAUCACCCGUAGAUUUUAAAAGUUUUAACAAUAAUAAUAAAAAAAAACUGUUUGAUUGG